Molecule: messenger RNA, 2829 nt
Organism: Vanrija pseudolonga
Lineage: Eukaryota; Fungi; Basidiomycota; Tremellomycetes; Trichosporonales; Trichosporonaceae
Gene: SPB1
Product: AdoMet-dependent rRNA methyltransferase SPB1
Exons: 5
Coding region: 1-2829 (942 amino acids)
Biological process (GO): maturation of LSU-rRNA from tricistronic rRNA transcript (SSU-rRNA, 5.8S rRNA, LSU-rRNA); maturation of 5.8S rRNA from tricistronic rRNA transcript (SSU-rRNA, 5.8S rRNA, LSU-rRNA); rRNA methylation
Cellular component (GO): nucleus; preribosome, large subunit precursor; nucleolus
Molecular function (GO): rRNA (uridine-2'-O-ribose)-methyltransferase activity; rRNA (guanine) methyltransferase activity
Source: RefSeq, a predicted model, not a curated record
AUGGGAAAGCACGACAAGAAGUCGGGCAAGGGCCGUCUUGACAAGUUCUACAGGCUUGCCAAGGAGCAGGGCUACCGCGCCCGUUCGGCCUUCAAGCUCGUCCACUUGAACCGCAAGUACGACCUUCUCUCAAAAUCGAAAUGUACCAUCGAUCUCUGUGCCGCCCCCGGUGGUUGGCUCCAGGUCGCUGAGAAGUACAUGCCCAAGGGCUCUCUGAUCAUCGGUGUCGACUUGGUGCCCAUCAAGCCGCUCCCGCACGUUAUCACCUUCGCGGCCGAUAUCACCACCCCGGCCUGUCGCAACGAGCUCAGGCAACACAUGCACGACUGGAAGGCCGAUCUCGUGCUCCAUGACGGUGCGCCCAACGUCGGUGCCGCAUGGAUCCAGGACGCCUUCACCCAGAACGAGCUCGUGCUCCAGUCGCUCAAGCUCGCUACCGAGUUCCUCAUCAAGGGCGGAAACUUUGUCACCAAGGUCUUCCGUUCUAAGGACUAUAACAGUCUGAUGUGGGUCUUUGGCCAGCUGUUCCGUUCGGUCGAGGCUACCAAGCCCCCCUCGUCUCGUAACGUCUCCGCUGAGAUCUUCGUCGUGUGCCGCGACUUCAUUGCGCCCAAGUACAUUGAUCCCAAGUUCCUUGACCCAAAGCACGUCUUCAAGGACCUCGCUGCCUUGCCCGAGUCGAUCACCGAGGAGACUGGCAAGCCCGGUAUUGCCGCCACCCAGGAGUCGCUCGUGUCGUCUGCCAACCUCAUCGCCCGUCUCGCCGCCAGCAACAACCACGCCCACGCGAACGUGUACAACCCCGAGAAGAAGCGUCGUGCCCGUGACGGUUACGAAGAUGGCGACUACACCCUGUUCCACAAAUCUCCCGUGUCCGCCUUCAUCAAGGGUGACGGCGUCGCCAUCCUCGGUACCAUGAACGAGAUUGUGUUCGAAACCGAGGAGGAGAAGGAGUGGCUCAAGUCACGGCACACUACUCCCGAUGUCCUUGCCAACUUCAAGGAUCUCAAGGUUCUCGGCAAGCGUGAAUUCAAGGAGCUCAUGAAGUGGCGUCUCGCCAUCCGUCUUGAAAUCGGUCUGGACGUCAAGGUCGACCCCAACGCGGAGGCGACCGAGGAGGUCGAGGUUGAGCCCCUUGACGAGGAGGAGCAGAUUACCGAGGAGCUCAAGAAGCUCCACGAGGAGAAGAUGGCCAAGCAGAAGCGUGAGAAGAAGAGGAAGAACGAGAUCAAGACGCGCACAAUCCAGAAGCUCCAGCUCGGUAUGUCCGCGCCGACCGACCUCGAAAUGGAGGACCGCGCCCUUGCCGGUGAAGACGAGAUGUUCGACCUUGGCGAGGGUGAGCGUGAGCUCCGCGGCCGGGGCAACCUCCACGACACCAUUCUGGACGCCGAUGGCUUGUCUGACGAGGAGGAGGAGACUUCUGCCGCCCCUGCAGAGGAGAGCGACGACGAAGUCUACUCGUCCGACGAGGAGAGGGAGCUCCGCGCUCAGGAGCUGGAAGGCGAGCUCGACGGCAUGUACGACGACUACAAGGAGCGCAUGGCCGAGCGCGAUGCCAAGUGGAAGGUCAAGCAGCAGCGCCUCAAGGACGGGAACUACGCUUCCUGGCACGGUAUCAACGAUGGCGAGGAGAGCGACGAUGGUGUCGACAAGGGCUACCGUGACCAGAUGGUCCGCCGUUUCCCCCGCCGCGGAGACGAUGAGGAGGACGAAGCCGAGGAGAGCGAGGACGGUGGUUGGGACCUCGUCGCCGCCCAGAAGGCCAAGAUUGGCGAGGAGGCCGACAGUGACGACUCGGACGAGGAGGGCGAGGCCGGACCAUCAACCAAGGCCGCCAAGAAGAAGGCCGCGAUCAAGAUCCGCCCUGAUGCCCGGGCACCCCAGCCCAAGAAGCUGGUCACGACAUUGGCCGAGUCCGAGCAGCGUGCUGCCAUGAGCCGCAACGCUCAGGUCUGGUUCGACCAGUCCGUCUUCAAGGGCGUGGGCGACAUGGCCGCUCUUGCUGCCCUUGACGGCGAUGACGAGAGCGAGGAGGGCGAUGAUGAGAGCGGAGACGACGAGGAGGAUGUCGAGAUGGACGACGAGGACGAGGACGACGCGUCGGACGUCGACAUGGACUCUUCGCUCGAGUCAACACUUGACGACAAGGAGGGCGAGGAUGAUGACGACUUUGAGAUCGUGCCCCAGGAGAAGGACGAGGACCCUGAAUGGGAUGUCGAGGACGAGAACCAGGACGAGGUGCUCCAGCAGAAGAUCAAGACCAAGGGUCUUCUCACUGCCGAGGCCGUUUCCAUCGCCCACCGUCUUGCCAACCGUCAGACAACGGCCGACAAGCUCAUCGACGAGGGCUUCAACCGCCUGUCCACGCACAACAAGGACGGUCUGCCAAGCUGGUUCCUGGACGACGAGUCCAAGUACUACCGCCCCAACAUCCCGAUCACCAAGGAGGCGGUCGACGCGCUCAAGGAGCGUCAGCGUGCCCUCGACGCGCGUCCGAUCAAGAAGGUCGCCGAGGCCAAGUGGCGCAAGAAGAUCAAGGCGCACCAGCGUCUCGAGCGCGCCAAGAAGCGUGCCGACGGCGUCAUGGAGACCGAGGACCUGAACGACGGCGAGAAGGCACGCCAGGUCUCCAAGCUUCUCAACCGCGCUGCCGCUGGCGAGAAGUACAAGGAGCGCAAGGUCGUUGUUGCCCGUGCGUCCAACAAGGGUAUCCAGGGCCGACCAAAGGGCGUCAAGGGCAAGUACAAGAUGGUGGACGCCCGUAUGCGCAAGGAGGUGCGCGCGCUCAAGCGCGUCAAGAAGGCCGAGAAGAAGAAGAGGAGCUAG